Caenorhabditis angaria is the source of this 1390-nucleotide messenger RNA. The record is from the annotation of a GenBank genome assembly. Lineage: Eukaryota; Metazoa; Nematoda; Chromadorea; Rhabditida; Rhabditidae.
CUGUACAAAAUCUACAUUACCUCGAAAAACCUCGCUGUGUAUGCACAAUAUUUCAAUCGACGUCUAUUUAUUUACUGUGUGCAGACGGAAAAGGAAGGGAGGUUAGAGACGGAGAGAAAAACAUUUUGAAUUUUUGUGUUUAACAAAAACAGAAAAAACCAAAUUUUUUCGAAAUUAUUUAUGUGGUGACAAAAAAUGAUCAUAUACAUUUCAAUUCUUAGGCUAACUUGGAUUUUAUUGCACACAAUUUGAUCUGAUCCAGUAUCCACUUUCCGCUGUAAAAUGAGAUCUCGUAGAACAGCUUGGGGUUUGUCAAAUUGUAAAAUACUAGGGUCUUGCGGGCGUGUAUAUGGGGGUGGAAUCUGUAAUAUUCAAAAUCAGCGCCUUGAAAAAAAAAUUUUGAAAAUAAAAUCACAAACCUUGUUCAAACAUACAUAGAAUUAUAAUUAAAGUACUGUAGUGUAGAUACAGUUAGUGCAAAAAUAUACAAUUGAUUAUAAUUUUUAUCCAAAAAAAAACAGGGCGUGGUGUUAGAUUAUCUACUGUACCAUCUUACUGUAAUCAAUCACAGAAUGGUGUGAAUAUGCAAUUGCCACGUCAUAACUAAUAUCUUACUGUAAUUAAUUAAAGGUGGCAUUUGUUAUUCUCUGCGUCUCUGCACUCUCUCGCCCCUAUUUUCUCUAUUUGUCUAUCAGCCUAAGUCCCUUCCUGCCAGAACAAUACUAGUGCAAAAUUUGCAUAACCUUGAAUUUUAUCUCUGCGUCUCUCAAUCUCUCGCUCAUUUUGUAUUAUUAUCACAGUAUAACUACUAAAUAUCACCGAGAUAUUUAUUUUUUUUUGUAUUUAACUUGCCACGUGGCAUUGAUAUUCUGUGACCGAGUGGCUUGCGCGGCUGCCUAUCAUUUGCAAAGCCAGGGUUCGAGCCCACCUGCCGACCAACUUUUUGUUUUUUUUUUUUGCAGGUCAUCAAUCAUCAUGUCCCAAACUCUUUACGCCAAAGAAUUUCUGGAAGAGAUGGAAAAAGAAGGACGCGAACUUGAAGAACUCAAUGCUCGUCUCGCAAAUUACGUGGAUCGAGUCGAAAAACUCGAGGAGGAAGAUCGGAAAAUUGUUGCUGAUUUGAAGGAAUCGAGAAGAGUGGCAAGUUAAUGACCUCUCAAAGUCGCAAAAAACAAAACUUUUUUUUUUGCAGGCCAUGUUCAAGGUAGAUACAGAAAAGCCCGAGAUCCAGACUGGUCUUCCAAAUUUCAUUGAUCGAAUCAAUGAACUCAUAAAUCACAAUCGGAAAUUCCUUGCUGAUUUGCAGGAGGAAUCAUUAGAAUCAGCAAACAAACAAACAAAACCAAAGAAGAAAAACAAGAAGAACAAGAAGCAGAAAAAGAGAAGAUGA